AUGCGCUUCUCACAGGUCAUCUCAUCCAUAGCCAUAGCGGCCUCAACCGCUGAGGCUGCUCCUCGUGGUUCCAGAUUCUUCCGUCAGUGGUAUGGGAAGAAUGCCGGCGCUCGCAGCGAGGAUAGCAGCAGUCUAGAGUCUGAGCACCAAGUGCUAGAGCAACUUCGCCAAAACUUCCACCGAGCGAUCAGACAGAAUGGUACCUCCAACUCGACGGUAACAUUGACCACGACAGAGACGCAGACUGCCACUCUAGAGCUGUCAGUUUCCGAGUUGACGAAACCAACUGCGCCGCCAGCUCAGGGGGGAGGGGCUCUGGUUUGCCCCAGUGGUACACUCUUUGUCUCGACAACCACAAUCGACAUUACGGUCUACGUCACUGCAACCCCAAGUGACGAGCCUACCGCAUCUCUGACAGCCAGCAGAGAGGUCAACACAGACGUUGGCCAGAAGUUCGAGGCGACAGCUGUCACUUCGACUCUCACCGUCUCCCUUGCCCAGAACUCGCAUACAUCGGCCUCAGCUCCCUCCUCCGCAGGACAAGGAGCUGGCUUGGGUCAAUCGACAGCGCCAUCUGUCCCGACUUCAAGCUCUGCCUCGGUUCCAUCCUCCUUCUCCGCUCCCUCUCCUUUCGCUCCCAUGUCCAGCCAGAACAUGUCCGCUCCUGCAGUUCAAACCCCGUCUGCGCAGAUCUCUACACCAGAGCCUCUGGUUGCGACGACGACGCCAAAGGAAAAUCAGACAAAUUCCGCACCUACCAACACGUCCACCACGGAGUCAGCUACAAAGACUCCUGCCGCGGUUGAGACUCCUUUCUCAUCCUCUGUUCUCAUGGAGACACCCUCCUCUGUUGGAACCACGUCCGCAUCCGCUGUUGUUGAGACGCCUUCUUCCGCCAUUGAGACUCCUUCUGCCUCACUGGUUCAGACUCCUUCUUCAUCCAUUGAGGCUCCUUCAUCCGUUGAGACUCCUUCAUCCGUUGAGACUCCUUCAUCCGUUGAGACUCCUUCAGCCAUCGAGGCUCCUUCAUCUGCCAUUGAGUCUCCUUCUACCUCACCGGUCGAGACUCCUUCUACCUCAAUGAUUGAAACUCCUUCCAUCUCGCCCAUUGUGACACCCUCUUCCUCCCCGGAUAUUGAAACUCCUUCCUUGCCCAUUGAAACUGGGACCGUGGAAACUACCUCUGCGUCACUUGGUUUUAAGACGCCUCUCGCUUCUGUUGUAACCCCCUCUUCUUCCUCUCUUGAGAUACCUUGUCCUUCCCCCUCUCCCUCUGAUGAUGAAGUCUCCAUUACCCCUUUCCCCGUUGAAACCUCAUCGGAGCCCCUCGAGACUUCUUCUUCCCGCCCUACUCUUAUCUGGACCCCUUACUCCAUAGCGCCAUCGCCUACUCCCGCUGAACGUGUUUCAUUUACCUCUUCUGAGACUUCCGAGUUCCCUAUUGCUACUUCAUCCUCUGAUGAUGUCGAUGCACCUGUACCAACUCGGAAGCCUGCGCCCCUCAUUGAUAUCGACAUCAAUCUCCCCGAACCUUGCAUCGACCUAGACAUGGCUCCUGUCACCACCUCCAAGCUCACCGAGACGCCCACUUUCACUCUGCCGGCACCAGUCCAGACUGUCGGCGCAGGUGCCCAGACGCCGGGUGCUCCUGAGAAGAGCUCUACCUACUGCGGUGUCAACGGUGAGCCCGCUGGUGUCUACUUCCUGGCCGAGUUCAUUGAGGAGAGAUCCGGCGUUCCUGUCUCUCAAGAGGGAUGCUACCAGUUCUGUAAUAGCGUCAUGGACUCGACCGAGGGCUGCCAGUCCUACCGCUUCUACCAUAACAAGCUGGGCGCCCCUCGCUGCGAACUCUACGGCAUGCCCGUCUCCUGGUCCGUCGACGACCUGGACCAGAACGUCGAGGGCAAGUGGUUCGACCUCUCCUGCGGCUCGCCCACCGUCAAGAAGUGGCAGUCGUCAUGA
This is a messenger RNA of Clonostachys solani, 1962 nucleotides long. The record is from the annotation of a GenBank genome assembly. NCBI's taxonomy places the organism in Eukaryota, Fungi, Ascomycota, Sordariomycetes, Hypocreales, Bionectriaceae.